Messenger RNA from Fonsecaea nubica, 672 nucleotides. RefSeq lists its product as hypothetical. Bases 1 to 672 code for a protein of 223 amino acids. The record is from RefSeq and is a predicted model, not a curated record. NCBI's taxonomy places the organism in Eukaryota, Fungi, Ascomycota, Eurotiomycetes, Chaetothyriales, Herpotrichiellaceae. The transcript has a single exon.
AUGCCAGUCACUCAACUGUCCCAGCUCAAAGCGGGUCAAUUCGUCUCGAUCGUCCUCAAAGCAGACCAAAGGACCGGGCGUCAGGUUCAAGGCACCGUCUCUCAACUGCUCACCCGCCACAAUCACCCUCGAGGCAUCAAGGUCAAGCUGACCGACGGCCGGGUCGGACGAGUCCAGCAAAUUCUCACGCACGCACAACAACAACCACAAGCUCCAUCACACGGCAGGAUGUCGUCGAACAAUCCCUGGGCAAGUGCCGAAAGCCAAGGGAAUCCGUAUACCGCCCCCACCGAGGAAGAGCAACAACAGCAACGCCAACAACAGAACCAAGGCGCCGCACAAUCCUAUUACCAGUCCCGUCCUCAGCAGGGCCAGACACAGCAGUUUCAGCAGCAAUCGCACCAGCAGUCAUUCACGCCCGCGCAAGGCAUCAACCGUAGCGACACCGAACAGCUGUUGGCGCAGCAGAGCGAUCGGGCCGAACAGGUCGAACACAUGCAGCAGUAUGAAGCGAAUGCUCGGCAAACAGAGGACGACAGAAUUCAAGCGCAAUUGCAGCGAGAGUUCCCCAACAUCGACAGCAGUCUGAUAGCUGCCAUCUACAACGAGAGGAAGGGACAGGGCGAUCUGGGUGAGGUCAGGGAGUUGUUACAAGAAUUGAAUACCUCUUGA